CUGGCGGCCGAGGCUCGUGGCCAUGGAGUGGGCUUCGGAGUCGGCGGCCGUGAGGCGGCACCGCGUCGGAGGAGAGCGCCGGGAUGGCCCGGCGGCCGCGCCGCAGCCGGGGAGGGAGGCCCCGGCGCAGGAGCCCCCGGAGGACGCGUGCGGCGGCGGCGCGAGGACGCGGAAGCGGAGCGCGGGGGGCGGCGGCGCGAGCCGGGGCGCGGGGACCGGGCUGUCCGAGGCGCGCGCCGCGCUGGGGCUGGCGCUCUACCUGCUCGCGCUGCGGGCGCUCGUGCAGCUCUCGCUGCAGCAGCUCGUGCUGCGCGGGGCCACGGGCCGCCACGGGGAGUUCGACGCCCGCCAAGCCAGGGAUUAUCUUGAACACAUAACAUCCAUUGGCCCCAGGACCACAGGAAGUCCAGAAAAUGAAAUCGUGACGGUCCAUUACCUUUUGGAACAGAUUAAACUGAUUGAAGAUCAGAGGAACAGCCUUCACAGGAUUUCAGUAGAUGUGCAGCGACCCACAGGCUCCUUCAGCAUUGACUUCCUGGGGGGUUUUACAAGCUACUAUGACAACAUCACCAACGUCGUGGUGAAGCUGGAGCCCAGGGACGGAGCCCAGCACGCGGUCCUGGCGAACUGUCAUUUUGACUCCGUGGCAAACUCGCCAGGUGCCAGUGAUGAUGCAGUUAGCUGUUCAGUGAUGCUGGAAGUCCUUCGCGUCUUGUCAGCAUCUUCAGACACCUUACAUCAUGCUGUCAUAUUUCUCUUUAAUGGUGCUGAGGAAAAUGUCCUACAGGCCAGUCAUGGUUUCAUAACUCAGCACCCCUGGGCCAGCUUGAUUCGUGCAUUUAUUAACCUGGAGGCAGCAGGCGUGGGAGGGAAAGAGCUCGUGUUCCAAACAGGUCCUGAAAACCCGUGGCUGGUCCAAGCGUAUGUUUCCGCCGCUAAGCACCCGUUCGCUUCCGUGGUGGCUCAGGAGGUUUUUCAGAGUGGAAUCAUUCCUUCAGAUACCGACUUCCGCAUCUACAGGGAUUUUGGGAACAUUCCAGGAAUUGACUUAGCUUUUAUUGAGAAUGGAUACAUUUAUCACACCAAGUAUGACACAGCGGACAGAAUUCUAACAGAUUCCAUUCAGAGAGCAGGUGACAACAUUUUAGCGGUUCUUAAAUAUCUAGCUACGUCUGAUAUGUUGCCUUCUUCUUCUAAGUAUCGACAUGGAAACAUGGUCUUCUUUGACGUGCUGGGCCUGUUUGUCAUUGCCUACCCCUCCCGCGUCGGCUCGAUAAUCAACUCCGUGGUGGUAAUGGCCGGCGUGUUGUAUCUGGGCAAAAAGUUGUUGCAGCCCAAACACAAGACCGGUAACUACACGAAGGACUUCUUCUGCGCGCUUGGCAUCACUCUGAUAAGCUGGUUCACGAGCCUGGUCACUGUGCUCAUCCUGGCGGUGUUCGUCUCCCUGGCUGGACGGUCCCUGUCAUGGUACAACCACUUCUACGUCUCCGUCUGUCUGUAUGGAACUGCGGCUGUGGCCAAAAUAGUACUCAUACAUACCCUUGCAAAAAAACUGUAUUACGUGAAUGCCAGUGACCAGUAUCUGGGAGAAGUAUUCUUUGACACCUCGCUGUGUGUGCACUGCGUUUCCCUCCUGGCUCUCACGUACCGAGGACUGUGCUCGGCGUUUAUUAGUGCUGUCUGGGUGGCCUUUCCCUUGCUCACAAAGCUUUGCGUGCACAAAGACUUUAAGCAGCAUGGUGCCCAAGGAAAAUUUAUUGCCUUUUACCUUUUGGGGAUGUUUAUUCCUUAUCUUUAUGCAUUGUACCUCAUCUGGGCAGUAUUCGAGAUGUUUACCCCCAUCCUCGGGAGGAGUGGUUCGGAAAUCCCACCUGACGUCGUGUUGGCUUCCAUUUUGGCUGGUUGUACCAUGAUCCUUUCUUCCUAUUUUAUUAACUUCAUCUACCUUGCCAAGAGCACAAAGAAAACCCUGCUGACUCUCUCCUCGGUGUGUGCGGUCACACUCCUCCUGGUCUGCAGUGGCGCAUUUUUCCCGUACAGCUCUCAUCCCGCCAGCCCGAAGCCGAAGAGGGUGUUUCUCCAGCAUAUGACUAGAACAUUUCAUGACCUGGACGGACACGUAAUGAAACGGGACUCCGGAAUAUGGAUCAAUGGGUUUGAUUACACGGGCAUGUCUCACGUAACGCCUCACAUUCCUGAGAUCAAUGAUACCAUCCGAGCUCACUGUGAGGAGGACGCACCCCUGUGUGGCUUCCCGUGGUACCUCCCGGUGCACUUCCUGAUCAGGAAAAAUUGGUAUCUUCCUGCCCCAGAAGUUUCUCCAGGAGAUCCUGCUCAUUUCAGACUCGUGUCCAAAGAACAGACACCCUGGGAUUCUGUGAAGCUGACGUUUGAAGCCACAGGACCGAGCCACAUGUCCUUCUACAUUCGAACCCACAAAGGGUCAACACUCUCUCAGUGGUCUCUUGGCAACGGCACCCCGGUCACAAGUAAAGGAGGGGACUACUUCGUGUUUUACUCCCACGGGCUCCAGGCCUCUGCAUGGCGGUUCUGGAUAGAAGUACAGGUCUUGGAAGAACGGCCUGAAGGAAUGGUCACUGUGGCCAUUGCUGCCCACUACUUUUCUGGGGAAGAUAAGAAAUCCUCCCAGCUGGAUGCUCUGAGAGAGAAGUUCCCAGACUGGACAUUUCCCUCUGCCUGGGUGUGCACCUACAGUCUCUUUGUGUUUUAGUCUUCUGGAGGAGCGCGGUUUGGAUGCCCAGCAGGAUACCCCCCGUGACGCGGUUUCUCCCCGCGUUAACAUGGAUGUCUGUAAGUCAGUGAUUUUGAAUGAGCA
Molecule: messenger RNA, 2839 nt
Organism: Odobenus rosmarus divergens (Pacific walrus)
Lineage: Eukaryota; Metazoa; Chordata; Mammalia; Carnivora; Odobenidae
Gene: ERMP1
Product: endoplasmic reticulum metallopeptidase 1
Exons: 15
Coding region: 23-2734 (903 amino acids)
Biological process (GO): proteolysis
Molecular function (GO): metalloexopeptidase activity
Source: RefSeq, a predicted model, not a curated record